Molecule: messenger RNA, 1443 nt
Organism: Epithele typhae
Lineage: Eukaryota; Fungi; Basidiomycota; Agaricomycetes; Polyporales; Epitheliaceae
Product: MFS transporter
Exons: 5
Coding region: 1-1443 (480 amino acids)
Biological process (GO): transmembrane transport
Cellular component (GO): membrane
Molecular function (GO): transmembrane transporter activity
Source: RefSeq, a predicted model, not a curated record
AUGUCCGACACGAAGCAUGAAAAGACCUCCUCGCAAACUGAGGAUCUAGAGAAGGCGGGCUUCGACGGAGAGGUGGAGGCUGCGCCUACGGAGUACAGGGAACUGGGCUCGGCCGAGGACAAACGACUUGUGCGGCACAUCGACUUGCGAAUGGUCCCCGCAUCCAUGUUCAUCUACCUGCUGUGCUCGCUGGACCGCUCAAACAUCGGAAAUGCGAGGAUCCUGAACGCGGACGCCGGUCACUCCCUCCUCCAAUCCCUCCACAUGACACAGCAGCAGUACCUCGUCGCCCUCAUGAUCUUCUUCGUCGCCUACACCGUCUUCGAGACGCCCUCCAACUACAUGCUCAAGAAGUUGCGCCCCUCGCGCUGGAUCGCAUUCCUCAUGUUCUCCUGGGGCGCGAUGACCAUGAUCCUCGGCGGUGUCAGCAACUUCGGUGGGCUCGUCGCAGUCCGCUUCCUCCUCGGUGUCUUCGAGGCCGGUCUCUUCCCCGGCAUGGUCUACGUCCUCACCUUCUGGUACCGCCCUGAAGAGCGCGCGCUCCGCAUCGCCCUCAUCCUCGCGUCCGCCACUCUCGGCGGCGCGUUCGGCGGCGCAAUCGCCUACGGGGUCGGCAAGCUCGACGGCGCGCACGGGAUCGAGGCCUGGCGCUACCUCUUCUUCAUGGAAGGCGCGCCCUCCUGCGCCGGCGCCGUCCUCGUCUGGUUCUUCUUCCCGGACUACCCGGAGACCGCGCGCUGGCUGUCCGCGGACGAGCGCGCGCGCGCGGCGGCGCGGCUCGCGGGGCUCGCGAGCCUCGGGCACCAGCGCGCGACGUGGGCAGAGGCGCAGCGCACGCUGCGCGACUGGCGCCUGUACGCGCACUACCUCACCUACAUCACGAUCUCCGUCCCGUUCAGCAGCAUGUCGCUCUUCUCGCCGACGAUCGUCGCCGGGCUCGGGUACGAGGGGCUCGAGGCGCAGCUGUUCACCGUGCCGCCGUACGCGAUCGCGUUCUGCGUCACCGUCGCGGUCGCGUACGCGUCCGACAAGUACGAGGUGCGCUCGAUCGGCACCGCGGGCUCGAUGCUCAUCGCCGGCGCGUGCUUCAUCGUCGAAGGCGCGCUCCCCGCGGAGUCGUUCAAAGUGCGCUACGUGUUCUUCGUGAUCGCGCUCUCGUUCGCGUUCGCGUGCAUCCCGCCGCUGCUCAGCUGGCUCACCGCGAACCUGCGCGGCACCGGCGCCUCGACGCUCGCCGUCCCGCUCAACGUCUCGACCGGCCAGAUCGGCCAGAUCAUCGGCGUUUACAUCUACAAGGCGUCCGAGUCGCCCAAGUAUCCCACGGGACACUACACCAACGCCGGCUUCCUGCUCGUCGGCGCCGCGUCCGUCAUGGGGCUGCGGUUCAUGUACGUCGGCCGGAACAAGAGGCUGGGGCCGGGGGAGCAGAAGUGGCGGUUAUGA